Molecule: messenger RNA, 9482 nt
Organism: Sabethes cyaneus
Lineage: Eukaryota; Metazoa; Arthropoda; Insecta; Diptera; Culicidae
Gene: Khc-73
Product: kinesin-like protein KIF13B
Exons: 13
Coding region: 445-6051 (1868 amino acids)
Biological process (GO): microtubule-based movement; cytoskeleton-dependent intracellular transport
Cellular component (GO): microtubule; kinesin complex
Molecular function (GO): ATP binding; ATP hydrolysis activity; microtubule binding
Source: RefSeq, a predicted model, not a curated record
UUCAUUGUCAUUGUGGAAUUCCUUCAUCAAUGCAGCAGCGCACAAGUAGUACGGUUCGACCGAUGGAUUUUGUGUAAAUUCGACUUUCGCGACGACAGGAGGUGCUGCUUUCCAGUGCGUAUUAGCUUCCUGAAAACGGCAGCGGUGUGCAAUCAAAGAAACAAAAAUUUUCAACGAUAUGAAACCAGAACGAUCGAAUGUGCAAGUUUUUCUCUAGCCCCGCACUUUGGUUCGGUUGUGUAUCGGAAUUUUGCCAAUCUUUUCGAAAACAGAAGAUAGCUGCGGAAUUAAGUGAAAACUAACGAAAAAGAGCGUGUGCGUACGGGUUUUUUUCGGUAUAUGGUGUGUGUUUCCUAAUUUAGUUGAUUUAGGAUUAGUUUAAUGUUGCAAUCAAAUUGGUGAGUGAUUGUUCGAGAAAAAGGAUAAAACAGCGAGCCACCGAAAAUGUCCGAUAAAAUAAAAGUUGCGGUGCGGGUUCGACCGUUCAAUCGACGAGAGCUCGAACUUGCCACCGAGAAUGUGAUAGAAAUGAAUGGUUCACAAACGAUUUUGAAAUAUCCUGCCACACUAGAUAAAAUGGAGAGAAAACCGCCAAAAAUGUUCGCUUUCGAUCACUGCUUCUACUCGACCGACACAGAAGCUCCGCACUUCGCCUCCCAGCGGUUGGUUUUCGACCAGGUUGGCCGGGACAUUCUGGACAAUGCAUUCCAGGGUUAUAAUGCGUGCAUCUUCGCCUACGGCCAGACCGGAUCGGGCAAGUCGUACACGAUGAUGGGCAACCAGGAGAACAAGGGCAUCAUCCCGAGGCUGUGCGACGAGCUGUUCGCCUCCAUCGCGGCCAAACAGACCGACGAGCUGUCCUACAAGGUGGAGGUGUCCUACAUGGAGAUCUACAACGAGAAGGUGCACGACCUGCUGGACCCGAAAACGAGCAAACAAUCGCUCAAGGUGCGGGAACACAAUGUGCUCGGUCCGUACGUGGACGGGUUGUCCCAGCUGGCGGUUACAUCGUUCCUGGACAUCGACAAUCUGAUGGCUGAGGGUAACAAAUCGCGGACGGUUGCGGCGACCAACAUGAACUCCGAAUCGUCCCGAUCGCAUGCGGUCUUCACGGUGGUUCUUACACAGACCCUAAUCGAUACACUGUCCGGGGUGACGGGCGAAAAGGUGUCCCGUGUUUCGUUGGUCGAUUUGGCGGGCAGUGAGCGAGCUGUGAAAACCGGUGCCGUCGGAGAACGUCUUAAGGAAGGCUCGAACAUCAACAAAAGUUUAACGACUUUGGGUCUGGUGAUAUCGAAACUGGCCGAUCAGACCAGCGGGAGCAAGAAUCGGGACAAGUUUGUCCCGUAUCGAGACUCGGUGUUGACAUGGUUGCUGAAGGAUAAUCUCGGCGGUAAUUCGAAGACGGUGAUGUUGGCUACCCUGUCGCCGGCAGCGGAUAAUUAUGAGGAAACAUUGUCCACUUUGAGGUAUGCUGAUCGUGCGAAACGGAUCGUCAAUCAUGCCGUUGUCAAUGAAGAUCCGAAUGCCAGAAUUAUUCGUGAGUUGAGAAAGGAGGUGGAGACUUUGCGGGAGAUGUUGAAGCAUGCCACGGGUGGAAGUAUUGGCGACAUGAAACGAGUGGACAUUCACGAUAAGCUGGCCGAAAGUGAGAAUCUUAUGAAACAGAUAUCUCAAACGUGGGAGGAAAAACUCGAGAAGACGGAACAGAUUCAAAGUGAGCGCCAGCAGGCGUUGGAAAAGAUGGGAAUCAGUGUACAGGACAGUGGUAUUAAGGUGGAAAAGAACAAGUACUAUCUGGUUAACCUGAAUGCUGAUCCAUCGUUGAACGAACUGCUUGUGUACUAUUUGAAGGACGUCACCUUGAUCGGGGGUAGAAGCAACGACACCAACAAACAGCCCGACAUUCAACUGCUGGGAUUGGGCAUUCAACCGGAACACUGUUUAAUUACCAUUGAGGACGGAGAGCUGUUUAUGGAUCCGAUUGAAAGUGCUCGCUGCUGUGUGAAUGGUUCGGUGGUAACAGAAAAAACUCUUCUGAACCAUGGCGAUCGCAUCCUGUGGGGAAACCAUCAUUUCUUCCGAGUAAACUGUCCAAAGUCCAGCAUUAGCAACAACAACAUGCCCUCGGAACCUCAAACACCCGCUCAACACAUGGACUACUACUAUGCUCAAGAGGAACUGAUGCAGAACGAGUUCAGCAAUAAUCCGAUCCAAGCGGCAAUCUCUCGGUUGGAAAAACAACACGAGGAAGAUAAGCAGGUCGCCCUGGAAAAACAACGCAUCGAGUAUGAGAAACAGUUUCAGCAACUGCGCAACAUACUGUCCCCGACGACUCCGUACGCUCCGUACGCCCCGUACGAUCCAUUCCGUCUGAGCAAACUCCCUCCAAACACGCCAACCGCUCAACUCCGCGUAGAAAAGUGGGCCCAAGAGCGGGACGAAAUGUUCAAACGAUCUCUGGGACAGCUGAAAACCGACAUUGUUCGAGCGAACUCCCUGGUCCAGGAGGCGAACGUUCUUGCCGAAGAGAUGAACAAACAAACCAAGUUCAGUGUCACCCUGCAGAUCCCGCCGGCCAAUCUGAGUCCGAAUCGCAAGCGAGGUGCUUUCGUCAGUGAACCAGCGAUCCUGGUACGCCGCAUGAACUCCGGCAGCCAGAUUUGGAGCAUGGAAAAGUUGGAUAACAAACUGAUCGACAUGCGUGACAUGUAUCAGGAAUAUAAGGACAACAAUUUCACCGUUAUGGACGAAAACAAAAACAAAUCGGAUCCCUUCUAUGAGUCCCAGGAAAAUCACAACCUAAUCGGAGUGGCGAACAUCUUCCUGGAGGUGCUAUUCCACGACGUAACGCUGGACUAUCACACGCCGAUCAUCAGCCAGCAGGGCGAGGUAGCCGGCCGGUUGCAGUUGGAAAUCACUCGAGUGGCCGGCCAGUUUCCGCAGGAUCGUAUCAACGAGUCGGCUUCGGAAAGCUCGCAGAGUAGCCACGAGGAUGACGAUAUGUGCGAGACGCCCAGCAAUCAGGUGACCUGCCGGAUCAGCAUCAAGCAGGCCUCGGGGCUGCCGCUGUACUUGUCCAACUUUGUGUUCUGUCAGUAUUCGUUCUGGAACCAUGAUGUGGCGGUCGUUCCGGCGACCAAUCAGGAGGUGGCUGCACACAAUCAAAACAGCACGUUUAAAUUCGAUCACGAAGCGGAUUAUAUAGUGACGGUGAAUGAGGAAUUUCUGGAGCAUUGCGCCGAUGGCGCAUUGUCGAUUGAGGUUUGGGGUCACCGGUCGGUUGGAUUUUCGCGAGCAAAGGAUUGGGAGGUGGAACAGCAGCAGGCGAAGGCUCGCUCGCUGGCCGAUCGAUGGGCUGAGCUUUCGCGAAAGAUUGAGUUGUGGGUGGAAAUUCACGAGUUGAACGAUAAUGGCGAUUGGGCUGCGGUUGAUGUUCAAUGUUCGAAAGAUAUGUUAACCGGAGGAGUUUAUCAACUGCGUCAGGGAUUCCAGCGGCGCAUUUUGGUACGUGUUAAGCCCGUUCAAAAUUCCGGAACGCUGCCCAUUAUAUGUCAGUCGAUCAUAAACGUUUCGGUGGGAUGUGUGACCGUUCGUUCCAAGCUGCAGAAACCGAUGGAUUCCUACCAGGAGGAAGAUCUGAGUGUGCUGCGGGAAAAGUGGAGUGAAGCUUUGGGUCGCCGUCGGCAGUAUUUGGAUCAGCAAAUUCAGAAGCUGAUCAACAAGGAAGAUAAAACCGAGCAGGAAAAAGAACGCGAGCAAAGUUUGGUCAAUCAAUGGGUGUCACUGACGGAGGAACGGAAUGCCGUUCUUGUGCCAGCUCCUGGCUCGGGAAUCCCUGGUGCUCCGGCUUCGUGGGAUCCACCGCUGGGAAUGGAACCGCAUGUACCUGUCCUAUUUUUGGACCUAAACGCCGAUGAUUUGUCAACGCAGAGUGUCAACGACGAAGUCCCAAUUGCCGGUAUAAAUUCUAUUCUGCCAAAGGAACAUGGAAACAAGUUCUACAGUUUGCAAAUGAUACAACACUUGGAGAAGGAUAUUUGCGCCGUGUGCAGCUGGGAUUCGUCGAUACAUGACAGCCCCUCGUUGAACCGAAUGACCGAAGCAAACGAGCGCGUCUACUUGAUUUUGAAGACAACCGUUCGGUUGUCGCAUCCGGCACCGAUGGAUUUGGUACUGCGCAAACGGCUGGCGCUGAAUAUCUACAAGCGGCAGAGUUUCACCGAUCGGCUGAAGAAGCUGCGCAUCGGUCGUACCGAUUGCAGUUCGCUGCAGUCGGGCGUUACCUACGAGGUCGUUUCGAACAUUCCCAAAGCAUCCGAGGAACUGGAGGAUCGCGAAUCGUUGGCCCAAAUUGCAGCCACCGGGGAGGAUGUUUCCGCCAGCGAUGGAGAAACAUAUAUUGAAAAAUAUACCAAAGGAGUAUCGGCGGUGGAGAGCAUUCUCACGCUGGACCGCUUGCGGCAAAGUGUGGCUGUGAAGGAACUGGAACAGGUGCGAGGACCGACGCUGUCGAUGCGUAAAACUGCCAGCGUGCCGAACUUCACCCAGAUGAGAUUCUUUGAUGCUUCGCUUGAGUCUCUGAUGGGAAUCGGUCGCUCUGAGUCUUACGCUGACUUGAAGGUGGGAUUAAACACCGCUCAAAGCACCCGUGAAACAACAGUGAACCGGCAAAAGCUGAAGAGUCCUAGCAGCAGUGGAGAGGACACGAACAGCUCUUACGGACUAGCCUCGCCAGCGGCUAGCAAGCUAGCGCAGCGGAUGACCACGCUGCACGAGGAACCGCUAAUCAAACAAAUCUGCUACGAGGAGGAAGGUGAAGAUCGGUUCAGCGAACCGGAGUACUCCGAUUACGAUUAUUACGAGCCACCGAAGAAGUCCAACCUAUCCAAGAUGAAAUCCUCGUACACGGUGGAGUCGUUCAUCGAUAUCGACAAGCGGCCACGGCCGGAUCUGGGUGGAAAAUUCGUCGCCCAAGCCGGCGAGCGGACGGGUAAAACUGGAUCCGCCGCUGGCAGCAGUGGUAGCAGUGGAAAGAGCCAAACCGUUGCUGCCGGAACGCCAAGCAUGAGUUCGUCCACCUCCAGUGGUUACGGUUCGCAGGCGGUGUCCUGCAGUAAUCUGACGAAUGACGACACCUACUCCAUUCGGUCACUGAGCGUUGGAGAAAGUCCCGAAACCAUGUCACCGUCCAACACGCGAAACGAGCACACUCCUCCGAACGCAGAAAACCACUUCAGUACUGGCGGCGGCGGCACGGUCAUGAGUACAGAAUUCCCGAAACGGGUGAAUCCCUUCCUGAAGAACAUGAACAUGACCAGCUUCGACGAGAUGAACGGCAACCGCGGCGGUGAUCAUCUGCUGAUGGAUGACCAACAGCACGCGCUGCUGUUCAACAACAAUGCAAAACGUUCCAGCGAACCGGCCAUACUAUCGUCGCACAGCAGUGCCCAGGGCAUGAUUGACGAAGAGGAGGCUGACGAUAUGAUGGAUCACCGUGAAGACGAGGAGGAAGAGGUUGAUCGUGAUAGCGAUCGCCAGCGGCGAAGUUCCGCCGAACCGGAGGAAGAUCGGGUUGGUCAGGAUAGUGAGCGCACUGCGGUUACGCCGGCACCGGUUAAUCAUGAGGAUACUGUGGACGAGGAGAAUAAUUCUUCCCGCUUGAUGACGGAAACGGAUGUAAUGGAGAACAGCUUUUCGACGCCAAGCAAGCACGAAAACAUUCCCGAUUGGGUGGUGGUUGGUGAGUCGGUUCAAAUUCGACCGUACAACACGAGUGGCGUGAUAGCGUUUAUUGGAGAUACACAUUUUCAGGCUGGAACGUGGAUUGGGGUGGAGCUUGAUACACCUACGGGAAAAAAUGAUGGCACGGUGCAAGGUAUACAGUACUUUAGCUGUAAGCCAAAGCACGGGAUCUUUGUUCGUGUAGAUAAACUCAUCCUGGAUAAGCGAGGUCGUGCAAUACGAGAAAUAAAGAAAGCGGAGAAAAUGAAAGCGGAACUUGCCAAUCAGAAGGGUAAACCGGUCAGUGCGAAUGGGCCGCGCAAAUGAUACGGAUUCAACCGGGGUCUUAGCACCACCAUCAUGGGCAGCGGAACCUAUUCCGCUGCGCCGGUGCUGAGACCGAUGCCGAGGAAACGCUUCGUACCGAAGUCCGCUUCUGUGGCUGCCUUCGGCCGAAGCAAGUAAAGUGAGUGGGUAACAAAUGGCAAUUGCACUAUUCAGCUCAUCAAAACAAAAAAAAGUACCAGCAUGCGGAGAUUCCAUUAUUAAUCCCCGAUAUAGUACCUUGUUUUAUUUUGUGAUUAUUUUUACAAAGUGAUAUGUAGAGGAAAGAAACACACACACUCAAUGCGGUAGGUAUGCCAAUGCUACCCUAUUUCUGAGCAAUGGAAAAGAUAAUAAUUAUGUAUCGGAUUGUUUGUAUUAUUUAUGCAAUUUUACGGUGUGUGACAACAGUAAAAGAACACUGGCUUUUUCUUGGCACACAGAAAAAACAAAGCAAAAUUAAAACCUAAAUCAUAAACUUAUCGAAUAAGUGUUUGCAAGUUUACGCUAGAUAGACGACAGGUCAGAAGAGCAAAUGUUACGAUCCAAAAUGAUAUAAAAAAUCAACCAGUUCUGUCCAAAAUCAUUUGAAGAAACAAAGCUCUUACGAUAUAAUUAUUACCAUCUACUGUAUACAUAAAAACAAGCACAGUCAAAGCGAGUGUGCAGAUCUUAGAUUUUCAGCGGGGACAAAAUUAUAUAAACUAUUAUAUUAUGUAACUGCUAAGAGAAUCAACUUCGUAGCCAAAAUUAGAGGAGCGGGAAAUUACGAACCGGGGUUCAAAGAUUGAGAUAAGCAUUAUAAAUAUUUAUAUUUAUACACGCAUAUUUAAACCAAGUAACAAGUACGUUAUAUGACAAGUUUUAUUCUAAUCCUUUGCUAUCAGGAAGCAUUUUCAAUCUCUUUCGUCUGUACAUCUAUACAAAGAAAAAGAACAACUUUUACUAACAACCGAACCAGUAAAACCCCCCUUUUUCCCUCCCAAAAAAAACACUUGUUGAUUGAGAACUAACCUCUGAAAAGACGACAAAAAAACACACUCGCGCCACAGAGACAAACGGAAACGUAAAGUGCAGCAGUGCGAAUCCUCUUCUAGUGUGUAACAGAAUAAUCCAAAAUCUAGCAACCAAGAAAAUAUUGUAUAGAUAAGAAGCAGCUUGUCGUCGGACGAAAUUAGGAGAUAAUAGGGCACCCCCCCGCAAAAAAACUAGAAGCUAAAUAUCCUAGAUGCUAUUCGAUGUGAUGCAGCAAAAAAAAAAAACUAACAAACAGAAAAUGUCCACAAAUUUUUGAGAAAACCAAACAUUGAUUCCAUCCCUCUAUUAGUUUUCGAUUUAUGCUUUUACAUCGAAAUAAUUGACUUAUUUGGCGCAGGCGAUUUUCCAACCGUGCAAGGUGGAAAGUCCAUCUGAUUAGGUAACAACACAAUACUAAGUGAAGUUCAUAAGUUACACGAAAACAAAAGAUAUCAUUAGCUGGUAGGAACUGUAAAUUAUUUGUCCCCUCCCUCCAUUUUUCGGUAGUGAAAUGUUGAAAACAAAUUUUUCGAAGUAUUGUUUUUGAUUCUCCCAGCCAGUGGGUGGUGGAAAGGAAAAGUUUGUUAAUAUCGUGUAAUACCGUGUAGUUGAGAUUUGAGUGAGAAAAUUAAACAGCAACAAGUAAAAACAAAAUAAGAAAUGCUAAACCUAGCCUGUGAGACCGAGGAACGUAACCAGAAAGGUAACAGCAUUAAACCAAGCACGUCCAUUUUUCCCCUUGAAACUAUUCGACGAAAAGGAAAGAAGUAAAGAAACAAGCAAACAAACAAAAAAAAACGUAAAUAAUCUUCAAAUUUCUCAGUGUUUUAUAGGCAGUAAAAUUGUAAAACCUAUCGGGCGCUAACUUAGAGCAACCAAACAAAGGAAGGUGGGUAGUUGAGCUGUUUAAAAAAAACAUACCUAUGUGUUAAGCAAAACGAAUAGAGAGAAAACAAUAGAGUUGGACAACGUGUUGUAUAGUGAUAAAAUUAGGGUACCGUUUAGGCACAGCGUAGAUUUCGACGGAGACAUCCGGCUAUUCAGCAAUGCUAAAUUAUUACGAAAUUCAUUCCAGAUUUUGAUUGCAAAGUGAUUUCUAGUCGAAGGAUUUGUGAAGGGUGCGAUUAGUCGGACAAUGGUUCAAAUACUGAACGGACACAGGAAAGUAAAUUGUACAAUUUAUUUCAGGAACAAUUUUUACAAGUAACAAACAUCAGUCUUUCCUGUGCCGGUCUUCACAAUGACGUUUCCUCUUCGCAAAAUACGAAUAUGCUUUCUGCACAAUCGACUCCAGCAAUUCAAAGCCUGCUGUGACUGCUACGCCCAAGUGCGUACCGGUUGUUAGCGCGUAUCGAAUCAAGAUAAAUAAUACAUAUAGGUAUGAUAAUAUGAUUGUAAACCAUUCCCCAGAAACCCACACCCCAGGAUUCUACUCCCCAGAAAAUCAAUCCUUCGAAUGUACCAUUGCCCCAAAACGUUCAAUGGUAUUUCCAAUAGCCCGAACUUUACCACAUACCUGAAUGUAACACUAGCGGAUGGAACUUUCUAUAAACAGCCGCCGAUUGUUAAUUUCAAACUGUAAAUCAUUAUGAGGGCUAAACGAUUGUCUGUAACUAGAGGUCAGUAAACCUAGUGUUCAAGCUGUCGCAAAGUAAUGAUUUGCGAGUUAUGAAAUGGAGUAAUUCGGCCUAGUCAACUGUUGUCCUUACUCACUGUCGCUCAUUCUAACUUUUACGAAUUUAAGAGCCACGUGACCACGUUUGUCAGUCUUGGGCUGCCGCUCUCCAAUCGUCCAUAAUACCCGCUGCUCUAGCAUCCUCGUCCAAUGGGUAUGGGGCGUGCCUCGAAGUCGUCGAGUUCUCUGCUGGAUAUUGUUUCCGCUGGUCUCUUAUCCGGCAUCCAAUGCAAUGUUUAACAGCACAUUCGAUAACCGGUCACCUUGCUUCAAACCAUCUUUCCUCUCAAACGAGUCUGUAGCCUCGCCCAAGGGUAGCACCUAGCACGUAAUCAUUGUAAUUGUUGGAAAACUAUGCUCAAGUAUAAUUCGCCACAGCUGAUUUCAUUUAACUUAAUCGUACGCCACCUUGAAGUCUAUAAACAAAUAAUGAGUCUCCAAGGAAUUUGGCAAAUCGCACUAUAGUCUAUGAAACAGGAUGCGGGAGAGAAUUUUGUAUGCAGAACUGAGGAGCUCCGAUAAUCACUACAUUCCAGUCGAUAGUUUUUUUUUGCAAAAAGGGCAUAUGAGACCUUCCAACCAGUGCGUAGGUAGUUCCUCCUCAGAAUACGGGUGUUUCAAGGUAUGCUUCAGAAUCUUUCGUAGCGCGUAAUAGGUACUACAGGUAGCCAUUCCUCAGGCUGCAGUGAAGUUGAUUAGCCUCAGACACCAUUCUAGUUUUCGGUGGGAUUCUUUAAUCGGA